Messenger RNA from Macadamia integrifolia, 810 nucleotides. RefSeq names its product protein SRC1-like. The record is from RefSeq and is a predicted model, not a curated record. Gene Ontology annotation, molecular function: metal ion binding. Lineage: Eukaryota; Viridiplantae; Streptophyta; Magnoliopsida; Proteales; Proteaceae. The transcript has a single exon. Bases 86 to 514 code for a protein of 142 amino acids.
GAUAAAAAAGGAUUUACAUUAGCCCAUCUUGGUCUUGAAUUUCAUUGAAACCAGAAAGAGAGGAGAGGAAACAAGGCGUGUGAGAAUGGCAGGAAUAAUGCAGAAGAUCGAGGAUGCCCUUCACAUGGGAGGAGGUCACAAGGAAGAAGACAAGCACAAGCAGCAGCAGCAGCCGAUGCAGCAUCCACAGGAUCCACAUCAGAACAAGCAUCCGGAGGAGCAGCACUAUAAGGACAAUAAGGAGAUGAUGAAAGGAGAGAAUAAAAAGGGGUUCAUGGACAAGGUCAAAGAUAAGAUCCAUCAUGGUGGAGAUCAGCAUGAAGGGAUGAACAAGGAGAUGAUGAAAGGAGAGCAUAAGGAAGGGUUCAUGGACAAGGUCAAAGAUAAGAUUCAUGGUGGAGAGCAUGAAGGGAUGAACAAAGACGGUGAGAUGAAGAAGAAGAAAGAGAAGAAGAAGAAGCAUGACGGCGAGCAUGGCCACGAUGGCCAUAGUAGCAGCAGCGACAGCGACUAGAUCCAAUCCAAUCUAAUCCACCUUCUUAGUUAUGGCUUUGAUUGCUUUUGUUUGUUUAUUUGGAUCAUUUUUGUACGUACGUAGUGCUGCAUGCUCUUCAUGAAGUCUUAAGUCUUACGUCUUACGUCUUACGUCUUACGUCUUAUGUCUUAUGUAAUAAUAUGUAUAGGAAGUAAAAAAUGUGAUUUUGAUUGAGGUUUAGAACUUAUCCUCUCUCCCCUUAUAUAUAUAUAUAUAUAUAUAUAUAUGUAACGGUGAUCAAGAAUUAAUAAAUUUUGUCUUAUCUUUGCUUUAAA